Andrographis paniculata is the source of this 2008-nucleotide messenger RNA. RefSeq lists its product as uncharacterized. The record is from RefSeq and is a predicted model, not a curated record. The coding region runs from base 232 to 1416 and encodes 394 amino acids. The transcript has 5 exons. Lineage: Eukaryota; Viridiplantae; Streptophyta; Magnoliopsida; Lamiales; Acanthaceae.
UGCGACGCUCUUUUUUCUCCUCUAUUUUCCGCGCUCCGUGGAUGGUGUUUUUAUAUCUCUGGGGCCCUGGAGAUUUUCCUUUCCCACCAUUUUUCGUGCUGUGGUGGAAGCUAUAAUUGAGGCUUGAAGAAGCAGCAACUCGCCGUAAUCGUUGCCGUUUCUUUUGAAUAUAUAUACACCGUUUUUUGAUUUGUUGCAGUGCGGUUGUUUGCUGUGUUUGUUUUCUCUCUAAUGGCGCAAGAGCUUGACGAUGGAGAGUUCUGGCUGCCGUCGGAUUUUCUGACGGAUGACGACUUGUUGAUGGACUUCAAACCUGUUCAUUUGAGAGCGAAGAGAGGCGACGACUCAUCGCAGGGGGUUGCGAACUAUUGCUACUUCAACUCGGAUCUGAGCUCGCCGGUUGAGUCCGUUAAUGGCUCCACGGAAACGGAGAGCGACGAAGAUGAGUACAUCACUGCGUUAUCUCGGAAAAUGGCUAACUCGACUCUGCAGGAUUUCAAUUUCUCGUACUACACUGUGAAGAAUCAGAAGCUCUCCACCUCGCCGCAGUCGACUCUGUACGGUUACAAGCAGGCUUCGAGCGGGGGAAGUCCUGAGAGCGUUUCUAGGGUUUCGUCGCCGCCGGCGGCGGCGGCGGCCAAGGACGCCGGUUGGGAGAUACUUUGCGCCGCCGCGGGGGAGGUUUCGAGGAUGCAACUGAUUGAAGAUAAUACGACGCCGUUUCACUCAACGAGGCGUUUCGCAUCUCCCCCAAAUCCAAACCCAAGCACCAUUCUCGCCGGAAAACUCAACGCUAACGCCGCCGUUUACCUGAAUCAAACUCACGCCCAAGCUCAACACCUCGCUUACCUUCAAUUGCAAGCAUCUCAAUUUCAGCGGAUGGAGCAGCAAAUGAUGAACGGAGCGGUUUGGGGACAGAGCAAAAUCGAUUCACAGUUUCUGAGCGGGCGGACUGUAGCUUCUCAAAGAUCUCAAGCUUUAUCCAUGGCCGCUUGGCCUACUCUGCAACAAUCUCGACAGCAGCAGCUGCAUCAAUCCGGUUCAGGGAUGAGAGCAUAUUUCCUAGGCGGAGCUGGCGGGGCGAAGAAGGAACGAACAGGAACUGGUGUGUUCUUACCAAGAAGGUUUACGAACGGAUCCAAUGCUCCAGAGCCCCGCAAGAAACCAGGAUGUUCGACGACAGCCUUGCUCCCCGACAGAGUGGUCCAAGCCCUGAAUUUAAACAUCGAAUCGAUUGAGAAACCCCAAUCUCACAUUAGAACCACCUUCGGAAAUCUCCCAUCUGAUUACGCAAGUGUUUCUCAGAAGAUCAAUCAAGUGAAGACAGCAGCAGCCAUGGCUGAACAAAGAAGCUUCAUACCGCCGCAGAGAGUGAUGCACCAAGAAUUCAGGCUUCCUCAGGAAUGGACCUACUGACCCGAUCCGAAUGAAAACAACCCGGUUCUAAAAUUAAGAUAUUAUUAUUAUUACAGCAAGAUUAGUUCUAGAAAAAGCAUAAUUUGGAAGUGGUGAAGUUUUAUUUACAGAAAAGGGGCGAUAGCAUUUAUUCAGUAGUAUUCAGUGAUAUUUUGUUAACAGUGGUGAUUAGUGGUAGCAAUAGAAGGCAGUUAGCAGUAGCAAAAUUUAGCCAUGGAAGGUAAAUAAAAAUGGUGGCCUGGGCUGGAUUCUUCUUCUUCUUCUUCUUCAAGAAAAUCUUUCAUGGAAGGGGAAUGAUUUCAUUUGGCUGCAGGAACAAGAAAGUGUAAGCAGGUUUGACAGGCAGUGAUUAUUAUUAUUAUUAUUAAGAUUAUGAUUAAAUAAAUGUGGGUUUUUGUUAUUUUGUUUAGAAAUGGAUUAUUACGUGAUAUUUUGUUUAAAUAUUUGGGAGAAUUAGCUGUUUUGGGGUGUGGUUUUGGUUGUAACCCCAGUGGGCUAUUUCUUCUUUUCUGGUUAUUAGUGAAUGUCGGCUUGGGUUUGUUUUUAGGAAAUAAUAUUUAAAAAAUAAAUAUAUAUAUUUUAAUUUGUGAUA